GUUUUUUGCAUUUAUUGAAUGCAUUAGUCGUCAUGCUAUCUAUGCUGAAUUAUUCAGGAGUGGUAUGGACACAAGGGUUGCAUUAACUGGUCUCAUUUACAGGAAGAUGUUGUGCUUGAGCCAAGCGUCCUUAGGCUUCACUAGUACUGGUCAAAUUGUGAACGUUAUAACCAAUGAUGUCAACAAAACUGAAGAGGCUGUAAAAUUCAGCUUGUAUCUCAUUCCUACACCAUUUAUAUUGAUUGUGGCUAGCUAUCUUUGUUGGAGAGAAAUUGGUUUUUUUUUUACCUGGUAUGCUCCUGUUGUUAAUUUUGCCAAUUUUUCAAUCGUGGUAUGGUCGUUUCUUUGCAAUUUUAAGAGCAAAGACUGCAACUCUUCGUGAUAAAAGGAUAAAAUUGAUGAAUGAAGUAAUAUGUGGAAUGCGAGCCAUAAAAAUGUAUGCUUGGGAGCACCGAUUUGCCGAACGUAUUCAUCAGCUUCGAAGACUGGAAUGUAAGAAACUUCUAAGUACUACCAGAUUGAACGCUUUAAAUGCUUCGUUUUAUAUGACCACGAUACCAUUAGUUUCCUUGGCAAUGUUUGUAUCUUAUGCUCUCUCUGGGAAUACACUUACAACAGAAAAAGUUUUUACUGUCGUUGCUUUCGUUUCAUCUGUGAGCACAAUCUUCUCUAAAAUUGUACCAAGAGGUAUUACCUUACUUAAAGAAAGUGGCGUCUCGUUAAAAAGAAUCAAGGAUUUUUUGUUGCUUGAUGAAGAAUCGUCGCUUUCUUCUGAGCCAUGUGAUGAUGUUAAUGCUUACGUUGUUGUCGAUCAUUUGCAUGCUUCUUGGAAAAAGGAGUCCACAGAGGAGGUGUGCUCAAACAUAACUUUUACUACAACUGUCGGGGAGUUGUUGAUGAUAAUUGGACCCGUUGGUUGUGGCAAGUCAUCAUUAUUGUUGGCAAUGCUUCGAGAAAUUCCUCUGGUCAAUGGUGAUGUGCAAAUGGCUGGUCGUGUAGCCUAUGUUUCUCAGCAACCUUGGGUAUUUUCUGGUUCUAUCAAAGAAAAUAUUACAUUUGGAAAAGACUUCGAUCAGGAGAAGUACGAUGAAGUUGUAAAAGUAUGUGCUCUCAAGAAGGAUAUAGACUCGUUUGUGAAAGGUGAUGAAACUUUGGUGGGUGAUCGUGGUAUUAAUCUUAGUGGUGGACAAAAAUCAAGAAUCAAUCUUGCACGGGCCGUCUACCUUGAUGCUGACAUUUACCUUAUCGAUGAUCCUCUUAGUGCGGUAGAUCCUCAUGUUGCAAGGCAUAUUUUUGAUGAGUGUAUCCGUGGAACCUUGAGACCAAAAGUCUGCGUUCUAGUUUCACAUCAAUUGCAAUUUUUGGAAGCUGCAGAUCGCAUAUUAUGCAUGGAAAAAGGACAAGCGGUUGGCUAUGACAGUUUUCAAAAUCUAAAUAAAGCUGGAAUUGACUUCGCAUCUUCAUUGACGGAAGUGGAAAAAAGCAUACAAGUUAACGGCAGUAGCAUGAAUGAUAAAUCAUCCGAAAAAUUACAACUUUCUACAAUUUCAAAUGCAGAUAAGAAGACAAGAAAGGUAAUGAAUACACUCUCUUGCAACGAUAUUUCAGAAUCAUUGUUGCCUGCCGAAUGUGCCAAAGAUCAAGUUAAAUCUACUCCAGAUUUAAGGCAUGAAGUAACUUGUGCUCCUACCCACACUGUGCAAUUUGACUCCACCAACGAUCAAUCAGAUGAAGAGGAAGAGAAAUAUUUACCUUCUUCCCACGACAACAUUCAUGUGGAGAGACGGAUUACAGGACGUGUAGCAUCUAAAUCCUACAAAGAUUACUUCAGUGCUGGUGCCCAGCCUGCUAUUCUUGUGUUAUGUUUAAUACUCUUUUUGAUUGGACAGGCUUCGUCUAUAAUAUCGGAUUGGUGGCUGGCAAAGUGGUCAAAUUGGGAAGAAACUGUUUCACGAAGAAAUAACUCUCUUAGUAUUAUUGAUGACAGCCGAACAGAGAACAUUCUGAUUUACUCUGCUACAGUGCUCAUAUGUUUUGUUUUUUCAUUCCUCAGAGCAGUUGUUUGGUUUCAAAUUCUUAUCAAUGCGUCGCAACAUUUGCACGACAGAAUGUUUCGUGGAGUCAUAAGGGCUCCCAUUUAUUUUUAUGACACUAAUCCUGUUGGCCGUGUGCUAAACAGAUUCUCAAAAGACAUUGGUGUAAUAGAUGAUACUCUUCCUAUGGUAUUUUUUGAUGCAUUUCAGCUUGGAGUCCUGGGUAUUUCUAUUCUUUUGAUUAGUGUGGUCUCUCAGCCUUAUGUAAUCGUUGCCGUUGCGCCUGUCAUCGGUGCGUUCAUUUGGUUGAGGCAAUAUUUUGUAAAAUCGUCCAGAGAAAUAAAAAGAUUGGAAGCUAUAAGUCGUAGUCCUUUUUAUUCUCACUUUACCGCAAGUCUCCAAGGAUUGCCUAUAAUUCGUGCCUCCUGUGAACAAAAUCAAUAUAUUGAGCUGUUUGAUUCUUAUCAAGACCGUAAUACCGCAGCUAAUUACUACUAUUUGUCUGCCAUUCGAUGGUUAGGCUAUAGACUUGAUAUUUUAUGCUCAUCUUUAAUCGCUGUCGUCGCGUUUGCACCAUUUAUUGCCUACGAAGCAGGAAUUGGAAUUGAUCCUGUUCUAGUUGGUUUAUCAUUGUUGUAUACAAAACGACUGAUUGGCAUGUUUCAGUUUUGUGUAAGGCAAACAGCUGAAGUUGAAAGUCAGAUGGUAUCAGUAGAGCGAGCGCUGGAGUAUACUCAGAUAACGCCAGAAGCACGACUAUCUGUAAUGAAAGAAAAAUCAUCCACCACAUGGCCUCCUUUUGGUGAAAUUAUUGGAGAAAAUGUAUUUUUUCGUUACCAUGAAUCUUUUUCGCCGGUCAUAAAAAACCUCACGUUUCGCAUUAAGGCGAAGGAAAAGAUUGGAAUUGUUGGGCGCACGGGAGCGGGUAAAUCCUCUUUAAUAUCAGCUCUUUUUCGUCUUGCUGAACCCGAUGGAGUGCUUAUGAUUGAUGGUGUUACCAUUACUGAUAUUGGUCUGCAUGAUCUGAGAGAAAAAAUUUCAGUUAUACCACAGGACCCCGUGUUAUUUUCUGGCUCCAUUCGUAAUAAUUUGGACCCAUUCAACAAGAAUGAAGACGUUAAAAUCUGGGAUGCUUUGGAACAGGUUCAGCUGAAACAUGUUGUUGACAAUUUUCCAGAAAAAAUCCAUUAUGAUUUAUCGGAAUGUGGAAAUAAUUUAAGUGUUGGUCAGCGUCAACUUUUGUGUUUGGCUCGGGCGAUAUUGAAAAAGAAUAAAAUUCUUGUGGUUGACGAAGCUACAGCUAAUGUUGAUGAGAAAACAGAUACUUUGAUCCAGAAAACAAUUCGUGUAAGAUUCAAGGACUGUACAGUACUUACAGUUGCACAUCGACUCAACACUAUUAUGGAUGCUGACAAGGUUAUGGUACUGGAAUCUGGAAGAAUGGUGGAGUAUGGUGAGCCCCAUGCACUUCUCCAACAAGAGAAUUCAAAAUUUAGUCUAAUGGUUGCUCAGACAGGGAUUACUACAUCUCAAACUUUAAAAGAAAUUGCACGAACUGCCCAUAAAAAGCGAUCAGGUUAUGUUAGCGAAUGCGAUUAACUAACUGAAAGCUGCUAAAUACGGCUCGACCGUGGAGCUUUUGAACUGGACGAAAAUUGUUGGACAUAUCUUUUCCUUUGUCGUCUUUUAGUGAGCGAAAUCUGUAAAGCUAAAAAAUCAAAAGAUAUUACAUGAAGUGUUUAGGUUCCAAUAAUUGUAUAGCUCAAUAAUGAUUUCAUUGAAACAUAGACGUGACAAUUUCUGCAUUCAUAAUUUAAACACAUGCAUAUAUAAUCUAAACAUAUUAUGAAAGUGGGUGUAUGGGUUGGCUAAAGUUGAACAAAUAAAUGGCAUCAUAUACGUA
Molecule: messenger RNA, 3936 nt
Organism: Xenia sp. Carnegie-2017
Lineage: Eukaryota; Metazoa; Cnidaria; Anthozoa; Malacalcyonacea; Xeniidae
Product: ATP-binding cassette subfamily C member 4-like
Exons: 27
Coding region: 294-3632 (1112 amino acids)
Biological process (GO): transmembrane transport
Cellular component (GO): membrane
Molecular function (GO): ATP binding; ATP hydrolysis activity; ABC-type transporter activity
Source: RefSeq, a predicted model, not a curated record